This is a messenger RNA of Glarea lozoyensis ATCC 20868, 1344 nucleotides long. RefSeq names its product Tubulin nucleotide-binding protein. The transcript is spliced from 7 exons. The coding region runs from base 1 to 1344 and encodes 447 amino acids. NCBI's taxonomy places the organism in Eukaryota, Fungi, Ascomycota, Leotiomycetes, Helotiales, Helotiaceae. Gene Ontology annotation, biological process: mitotic cell cycle; microtubule cytoskeleton organization. Gene Ontology annotation, molecular function: GTPase activity; GTP binding; structural constituent of cytoskeleton. The record is from RefSeq and is a predicted model, not a curated record. Gene Ontology annotation, cellular component: cytoplasm; microtubule.
AUGCGUGAAAUUGUUCAUCUCCAAACCGGCCAAUGUGGUAACCAAAUUGGUGCCGCCUUCUGGCAAAACAUCUCAGGCGAGCACGGUCUUGAUGGACAGGGUGUCUACAACGGAACCUCUGAUCUUCAGCUCGAGCGUAUGAACGUCUAUUUCAACGAAGCCUCCGGAAACAAAUAUGUUCCUCGUGCCGUUCUCGUCGAUUUGGAGCCAGGUACUAUGGACGCGGUCCGUGCCGGUCCUUUUGGUCAACUUUUCCGACCCGACAACUUCGUUUUCGGUCAAUCCGGUGCUGGUAACAAUUGGGCUAAGGGACAUUACACUGAGGGUGCUGAGCUCGUGGACCAAGUCCUCGAUGUCGUCCGUCGUGAGGCUGAGGGAUGUGACUGCCUCCAAGGUUUCCAAAUCACCCACUCCCUUGGUGGUGGAACUGGAGCUGGUAUGGGUACGCUUUUGAUCUCCAAGAUCCGUGAGGAGUUCCCAGAUCGUAUGAUGGCCACAUUCUCCGUUGUGCCAUCACCAAAGGUCUCUGACACCGUUGUCGAACCAUACAAUGCCACCCUCUCCGUACAUCAGUUAGUCGAGAACUCCGACGAGACCUUCUGUAUCGACAACGAGGCGCUUUACGAUAUUUGUAUGAGAACUCUCAAGCUCUCCAACCCUUCAUACGGAGAUCUUAACCACUUGGUCUCCGCCGUCAUGUCCGGUGUCACCACUUGUCUUCGUUUCCCAGGUCAGCUUAACUCUGAUCUCCGCAAACUGGCUGUCAACAUGGUGCCAUUCCCUCGUCUUCAUUUCUUCAUGGUUGGAUUUGCUCCUCUUACCAGCCGCGGAGCUCACUCUUUCCGUGCCGUUACCGUCCCAGAGUUGACCCAGCAAAUGUACGAUCCAAAGAACAUGAUGGCCGCCUCCGAUUUCCGUAAUGGUCGUUACCUCACAUGCUCUGCUAUCUUCCGUGGCAAGGUCUCCAUGAAAGAAGUUGAGGACCAGAUGCGAAAUGUCCAAAACAAGAACUCGUCUUACUUCGUCGAGUGGAUCCCUAACAACGUUCAAACCGCUCUUUGCUCCAUUCCUCCACGUGGACUUAAGAUGUCCUCUACUUUCGUCGGUAACUCGACAUCCAUCCAAGAGUUGUUCAAGCGUGUCGGUGAUCAGUUCACUGCUAUGUUCAGGCGAAAGGCUUUCUUGCAUUGGUAUACUGGAGAGGGUAUGGACGAGAUGGAAUUCACUGAGGCCGAGUCCAACAUGAACGAUUUAGUGUCCGAGUAUCAACAAUACCAGGAUGCCUCCAUCUCCGAGGGUGAAGAGGAGUAUGAGGAAGAGGCCCCAUUGGAGGAGGAGGCUUAA